Purpureocillium lilacinum is the source of this 582-nucleotide messenger RNA. The record is from RefSeq and is a predicted model, not a curated record. Lineage: Eukaryota; Fungi; Ascomycota; Sordariomycetes; Hypocreales; Ophiocordycipitaceae.
AUGAGGACCUUUACUAUCAUUCUCGCUCUGGCGUGCAGGCUCGCAUUUGCCGCGGCAGAAGAUGCCAACAAACCGUCGCCCGCGGCGGCAGAGACCAAGGCUGCUGCUCCCGUGAGCGCGGGCCGGCUUCACUAUGCCAUGGAAACUACAUACAAAGACGAUGGCUACGUUUUCAAAUGUGAAAAGUGCAAGACUUGGAGCAGACUGGCCCAGGCCUGCGGGGGUAUCGAAGGCUGCACCACUUGCGUGGAAACAAAGAGAGAGGGUGGCCAAGCUGCUUUCCGCUGCAACCAAACGGAAGAGCAUCAGGAGUACGCCGCGUUCUUGCCAAACCAGUGCUACGGGCGAUCCAACAUCGAGCCCGGGUGCAUAGAGGUAUUCAAGGGCUGCCGCAGCAGGUACCCACAGGGCGUCUAUGGUAGCGGCAAGGCCGAGCGGGACCCGAUCAGGUCUUGUCUGAAGAAGGAAUUGAGGGAGUUGUUCCACACCUCCAAUAUCAAGUUGCCAAAUAUAAAGAAGCCAAAGAGUUGGUCGGAUAAGGUCAAGGCAUGGUGGAGCCCUGACGGGGCGGAGAACGCUUGA